AUGCUAGACCUAAAACCUUCAAGCAUCUUGGUGUUUGUGUUUGCCGUGCUUCUUUUGAAGACUGUGGUGAACACUAUUGGGAAAGUCAAUAUCGAAAACUAUGCAUGGAAUAUCUACACUGGCUUUGCCAGCAAGUCCGGGCACCCUCAGUUCGUGGAGCUCAGAAACAAGAGAGCUGAGUUGGUGGAGAUCAACAAGCAGAGGAAAGCUAUUAGCGCCCAGGACCAGUAUGCUAAAUGGACAAAGCUUAAUCGUCAGUUUGAUAAGGUCAAUGGAGAGGUGGCUGCCUUGACUGAAGCUGUGUCCAGUGAAAAGCUUCGCUUCACCAAGACCAUUGGCGUACUUAUAUCGUUGGGCACUGCUGCACCAGUAUGGUUUUCUAGAGUGUGGUACCGUAAGGCCAUUUUGUUUUACUUCCCUCCAGGUGUUCUUCCUCACUACCUUGAAUGGGUCUUGGCUUUGCCAUUUAUCACCACCGGCGGUGUGGGCUUGACCAUCUGGAUGAUGGCUGUCAAUUCUGUAUUAGCAAGCUUGGCUCAAAUCAUUCUGUUUUACAUUCUGCCAGCUGUCGAGCAGCCUACCAAGCCAGAACAGAAACCAACUGAAAAGACAGAAUAG
Molecule: messenger RNA, 618 nt
Organism: Candidozyma haemuli
Lineage: Eukaryota; Fungi; Ascomycota; Pichiomycetes; Serinales; Metschnikowiaceae
Product: GET complex subunit
Exons: 1
Coding region: 1-618 (205 amino acids)
Biological process (GO): tail-anchored membrane protein insertion into ER membrane
Cellular component (GO): GET complex
Source: RefSeq, a predicted model, not a curated record